ACGAGCUCAUAUUUAAUGUGUGACAGUCACACAUGCUUGCACUAAAAUAAAAGCCAAUAGUUUAAAUAUUAUGCUAGCUAUAACUGUGUAUCUUUUAUUGUGUGCUUUGACUAAGUAACUUUUAAAACUCGCCUAGAUUUUUUUUCACCCUUCUGGAAACAGGGUUAUGACAUUUGAUGCCUCGCAGUUCCCGUAAAAGGAGUUUGCUAAAUCCGCAAAAAUCUCAGCUGCUUUUUGUGGAGCAACCCAGAAAUGGACCAAGACACGACUAUGGACCACAGUUACGAAGUGCGAUUAAUCCGAGGUCUUUUGUAUCAGAACAACCACGGCCAGCCAUCGCGGUUUCUUCCUGGGUGUCUCCCCAGUUUGAAGUGCUUGAUGCCACAGCCGUCAUAAAAGGUGGAAAAGGGAGGAAGAAGAAUCUGCUGUCCACAAACACAGCUUCGCUUAUGACUUUGCCAGCAAUUAAAAAAGCAACAUUCUGCAAAUACCCUGCUUUGUCAUUUGAAGCAAGUGUUUCAGUUCCACAGAGAUGUCACAAGACCCUACCCAAACAAAGGACUGCCUCAUGUAGUCCAGAAAUAAGACCUACUCAAGGCGACCAUGCCAAAACAUUUUUUUCAGACCGGCAGGUAAAGGUGCCCGUGAAGACUUCAGUACGGACACCUUCCUUUAGCAGAUGGGGAGAGAACCUUGGAGCAUCAGGAGCUACAGUAACCCCCUUUGGGUCCUCAGAAGUUUUGAAAACCCCAGUUAGUUUCACAGUUGGGAAACCGAGGACUUCAGGGAUUGUUCACACCCCUGCAUCAAAAGAGAGCUACACAUCUUUAAAUCCUCAUCAAGUAGAGACUCCAGAAAUGCCACAUGGUGAAUGCUCUCCUUCAUCACCCAUUGUCCACCUGCUUUUUUCCAUAAAUCCACCAGAAACUCCUCCAAGAAGUCAAGACUUGGGCAUAUUAGUGAAAGACACACCGGAGAGAGACUAUGGGAUAAAGGUGACAUGGAGACGGAGGAAAACCCUGAUGAAAUUACUCAGAGAUCGAGGUCAACUCCUUGUCAGUGAGGCAGUUAUCAGCAAUCAGUGGUCAUUGAUUGAAAAAAAAUGAAAACUGGGUUUUAAUGUUUCUGUAUAUAAUGGGCCAUGUAGGUACAUUUGUUUUUUGAAACAAAGAGUUGAUUUGUGCAAAAUAUAAAAAAUCAUUUGAAUGUUUUUCAUGGCUGUUGAACUAUGAAAGUAACAGAAAUAACCUGAUGGAAAGAAAAUGUUGUGAUCCUACAAAGCAAAAGACUUUUCUCUUCACUGUGCCCUCUGUUGCCAAUGUAGAAUACAAGCCUCAAGUAAUACCCACUGUAAAUUUUACUGGUAAUUUUAGAACAGAGGCAUUAUAGAAAUAAUCCUACAAAACUCUCAAAUACCACAGUGUACACUCUCUCUCUCGCUCUAAUAUAUAUAGAGUGUGUUUGUGUUUACCAUCGUUUUCUAUCUGCAAACUUGUGGCCAUUUAGCAAUUCUUGAUAGGCUAUUAUUAAUAGCUUCAAUAAUUGGACUUAAACUUGCUAAAAUUAGGAAGAUCAAUGUUUGGGUGAAACUUUUUUUUUUUUUUUUAGAUUUACAUGGUUACAGAAUCGUAUAACGUACUUAAGACACCGACCCUCUAAUAUCUACGUGUCUUAUAAAUCAAUCUGUGACUUAAUCACGUCGUGAUUAAGGUGUUUUAACUUGUUGGGCGUUUUCCCACAAUUCUUUGUACCGGAAGUGUUGGGGAGCGAGUAGGGCUAUAUAUAAACAAGUACCUGGUGGGUUUGCUUGAAACUAGAAAAGCUUUAUUAUUACAGCCUUUAUUUUGUAAAAUGGUCUUUUGUGUCUUUUCUGGUUAUUCCUUCGCCUGCUGCACUUACAAAGUAACGGCGAAGUCUAUAUAAAGCGUUUGGUACUAGUUACAUAAACCAACAAAACAACUGAAAAAAAAAAAAAAAAAAAAAA
Molecule: messenger RNA, 1984 nt
Organism: Electrophorus electricus (electric eel)
Lineage: Eukaryota; Metazoa; Chordata; Actinopteri; Gymnotiformes; Gymnotidae
Gene: rhno1
Product: RAD9-HUS1-RAD1 interacting nuclear orphan 1
Biological process (GO): recombinational repair; cellular response to ionizing radiation; DNA damage checkpoint signaling
Cellular component (GO): chromosome; nucleus
Source: RefSeq, a predicted model, not a curated record